Molecule: messenger RNA, 603 nt
Organism: Fusarium coffeatum
Lineage: Eukaryota; Fungi; Ascomycota; Sordariomycetes; Hypocreales; Nectriaceae
Exons: 1
Coding region: 1-603 (200 amino acids)
Source: RefSeq, a predicted model, not a curated record
AUGUGGGACGACAAUCGAUUUGCUAUCCUGCCAAAAGCUGGCGCAUGGUAUGCCCAUGUGCUUCUCAACAGCACUACUACAGAGUUAGAGCAGGAGUAUCACAAUCUCCAACUGCAACCCCUGCGAGGUGUGCCACGGUAUUUCUUCUUCUGUCGCUUCGCUCUUGCCAUUUUGGCCAAGAGUGCGUUCCUCAGGCAGCGUACACGGCGCAAGCUGGUUAUCCUCGAUCGUUCAGGCUCGUCGAAAGUGCGCGAAAUGUCGGUAGACGAGUAUAAGGAACUUAUCAAUCUUGCUGCCCGCGGGACAAGCAGAGGCACCAGCCCAACAAAACGACAAAGGCGUGAUCAAUCAGAAAGCAUUCCGCGAGACAAUACAAUUUCCCAUGUCAACGUUUCAGUCGAGGACGAACUCGGGGACGAUGCGGAAGAAGAAUUUACAAGAGGACGCCCUCGGAAACGGGCCGGUUCGCCUAUACUGCCUGAUGAUGUCGAUAUGGAUCGGAAACUUACUCCUAGCAGUCUACAAUCGAAGCGGCAACGACUUGUCGGUACUCUUGUACCGCCUCACACCCCACCUCAAUCCAUCAGCCCAACUAGAACCUGA